This is a messenger RNA of Salvelinus sp. IW2-2015, 4054 nucleotides long. Lineage: Eukaryota; Metazoa; Chordata; Actinopteri; Salmoniformes; Salmonidae. The record is from RefSeq and is a predicted model, not a curated record.
ACUAUACUGUACACCAAACUCGCUCCGCUCGCAUUGCAACUUUUGCAGGGACUCUACAGACAUGUCGUACACUAGCUGAAGUCAACCUGCAAUUUGGCUCAACAUUUGAGCCAAAACAAUUCACAAACGACAGGGUUUUGUUGCAGAAAUAAUACACUAUAUUUUCCCCGUGGACUGAGCACGAAUUUGUAACCUUGGAUGGGAUUUUAGAUUUUUCUUCUCACUAAUGAACUGAGCUAGUAAUGCAGGAGACAGCGACUCUGUCAGUGGCUCAAGAUGGCAGAUUUUUACUGAGUUCUGAACAGAUAUCUCGCUUUAUUUUUUGCCAUGAAUAACAGAAGUCCUUGCACCGAUGGCCCCUGUAUACGAAGGUAUGGCCUCGCAAGUGCAAGUCUUGUCCCCUCACACUCUCCAGUCAAGUGCCUUCUUUAGCGUGAAGAAGCUGAAGGUGGAGCAGAGUUCAUACUGGGAUAUGACAGGGUACGGCACACACAGCAAAGUCGUCUACAGUCAGAACAGCAAGCAGCAAGUGUCGCACGCCACCCCUCUUGGCAUCAACUCCUCUCUGCCCUACGAGCAGCCAGCGCUCAUCUUCCCGUCUAGCGCGGGGCACAUCGUGGUCGCCUCGGCCAGCAGUACCUCGGGCACCGCAGGGCCUCUGGGACCUCUGUUGGGCUUGGCCAGUAGCAGUAGCGGCAGUGGAGGCGGAAGCGGAGGAGGAAGUGGUGGAGCCAUCCACAACCUGACCCGUCGCAGCACCGUCAGUCUGCUGGACACCUACCAGCGAUGCGGGCUUAAGCGCAAGAGUGAGGAGCUUGACAACAGCAACAGCAGCGUGACGAUCAUCGAGGAGCACGGCAGCGGCACAACGAUGAUCCAGAACGCAGCCAGCGGGGCCGCUGUGGCCAUCGCCACGGCAACGGCCACAUCGACAGCCACCUCCAAGAACAGUGGUUCCAACAAUGAAGGGGACUACCAGUUGGUGCAGCACGAGGUGGUCUGCUCCAUGACCAACACCUACGAGGUGCUAGAGUUCUUGGGCAGAGGCACCUUCGGCCAGGUGGUCAAGUGCUGGAAGAGGGGCACCAACGAGAUUGUUGCCAUCAAGAUCUUGAAGAACCACCCGUCAUACGCGCGCCAGGGCCAGAUCGAGGUGAGCAUCCUGGCCCGGUUGAGCACGGAGAGUGCAGACGACUACAACUUUGUGCGUGCCUACGAGUGCUUCCAGCACAAAAACCACACGUGCCUGGUGUUCGAGAUGCUGGAGCAGAACCUGUACGACUUCCUCAAGCAGAACAAAUUCAGUCCACUGCCGUUGAAGUACAUCAGACCGGUCUUGCAGCAGGUGGCCACGGCCCUGAUGAAGCUCAAGAGCCUGGGCCUGAUUCACGCUGACCUGAAGCCGGAGAACAUCAUGUUGGUGGACCCCUCCAGGCAGCCGUACCGCGUCAAGGUCAUCGACUUUGGGUCGGCCAGCCACGUGUCCAAAGCUGUGUGCUCCACCUACCUGCAGUCCAGAUACUACAGAGCUCCAGAGAUCAUCCUGGGCCUGCCAUUCUGUGAGGCCAUCGACAUGUGGUCCCUGGGCUGUGUCAUCGCUGAGCUCUUCCUGGGCUGGCCCCUCUACCCAGGGGCCUCCGAGUACGACCAGAUCCGGUACAUCUCUCAGACACAGGGGCUGCCUGCGGAGUUCCUCCUGAGUGCAGGGACUAAGACUACUAGGUUCUUCAACCGAGUCACAGACUCUACCAACUACCCCCUGUGGAGACUGAAGGUGAAUAUGACGACAGAUCUGGAGGGUAGUGACAUGCUCGCGGAGAAGGCAGACAGGAGAGAGUUCAUCGACUUGUUGACCAAGAUGCUGACAAUCGACGCGGACAAAAGGAUCACCCCCAUCGAGACCCUCAAUCAUCCCUUCGUAACCAUGACUCACCUCCUCCCCCACAGCACACAUGUCAAGUCCUGCUUCCAGAACAUGGACAUCUGUAAGCGUCGUGUGGGCAUGUACGACACGGUCAACCAGAGCAAGACCCCCUACACCCACGUGGCCCCCAGCACCUCUACCAACCUCACCAUGACCUUCAACAACCAGCUCAACACUGUGCACAGCCAGGCCACCAACCUAGCUCCCUCCACCACCAGUGCCACCCUUUCCCUUGCCAACCCCGAAGUCUCCAUACUAAACUACCCAUCUGCACUCUACCAGCCGUCCGCGGCCUCCAUGGCUGCCGUGGCACAAAGGAGCAUGCCCCUGCAGCCCGGGGCCACUCAACUCUGUCCUGCCCGGCCUGACCCCUUCCAGCAGGCCCUCAUCGUCUGUCCACCAGGCUUCCAAGGGCUGCAGGCUUCCCCGUCCAAGCACACAGGCUACUCUGUGCGGAUGGAGAGCGCCGUUCCUAUAGUGACGCAGGCCCCCGGUGCUCAGCCGCUGCAGAUCCAGCCAGGCCUGUUGACACAGCAGGCCUGGCCCAGUGGCACCCAGCAGAUACUCCUACCCCCGGCCUGGCAGCAGCUUACCCACAUCGUCCAGCACGCCACCGUCAUCCCAGACUCCAUGAUGGCCUCACAGCCCCUGGCUAACUGGAGGAAUUCUCACCAGCACAGCGGCCAUUACAAUCCCAUCAUGCAACAGCCGGCGCUGCUGACUGGCCACGUCACCCUACCAUCCAACCAGAAUCAGCCUCUCAAUGUGGGCGUGGCCCAUGUGAUGAGGCAACCGUUGACCAAUAACAACAACUCUUCUUCCAAAAAGACCAAGCAGCAUCAGAUGACUGCCAGAAACGUGUCUGCAUACGAGGUGUCCUCCUCCCAGGCGGUACUGUCCCCACAGCGCUCCAAGCGGGUGAAGGAGAACACCCCUCCACGCUGUGCUGUGCUCCAGAACCACGCCCCCUCCUCCAGCUCCGGCUGUGGACCCCCACAGGGUUGUGGAGGGUGGGGAGCGGGCGAAGCAGAGCAGGCUUCCAGCACCACCCAGGACCACCACCAGCACCACAACAGGCCGCGUCAGACCAUCAUCAUCCCUGAUACACCCAGCCCGGCUGUCAGUAUAAUCACCAUCAGCAGUGACACGGACGAGGAGGAUGAUCACAAGCAGAGCAACACCAACCAUACCAGCUUGUCCAAGCAUAGGAAGAACGUCAUCAGCUGUGUGACGGUACACGACUCCCCCGACUCGGACCUGUCCAGUAACAACAGUCCCUAUGCCGUAGAGUCCAGGCUGGCCAACAACAACGGCUACCAUGACUCCAAGACCACCUUGUUGGACAACUACAGCAACGGCAACAACCCCCGCACCAUCAUCAUCCCCCCUCUGAAGAGCCAGUCCAGCGAGGUGCUGAGCGAGUGUGAGCGCCUGAUGCCAGAUGCAAUGAAUCAUCAGAAUUCGGCGUAUAAGUUUAAAACCUCCAACGGCGUGGGCAUGAUGUCUGGCAACAACCACCUUUCGGGGGGCAUGUCUUACCGACAGCAGCGCUCAGGGCCACACCCCUUCCAGCAGCAGCAGCCUCUCAAUCUCAGCCAGGCCCAGCAGCACAUGGUAGCUGAGAGGAACGGAGGCCACCGGCGCCAGCAGGCUUACAUCACCCCAACCAUCGCAGCCCAGGCCCCCUACUCCUUCCAGCACCACAACAGCCCCUCUCACACUGCCAACGUGCACACCCACCUGGCUGCCACCCACCUGUCUGCCACCCACCUGGCUGCCACCCACCUGCCCGGCCAGCCCCACCUCUACACCUACACUGCCACGCCAGCAGCCCUGGGCUCCACGGGCACUGUGGCCCACCUGGUGGCAACCCCGGGCUCUGCCCGCCACACGGUCCAGCACACCACAUACCACACACCGGCCAUUGUUCACCAGGUACCCGUCAGCAUGGGGCACCACGUGCUGCCCUCACCCACCCUGCACCACAGCCAGUACCAGGCUCAGUUUGCUCACCAGACGUACAUCAGCGCCUCGCCUGCCUCCACUGUCUACAGAUACCCACUGAGCCCCACCAAGGUGAACCAGUACCCUUACCUCUAGAGCCAAGCCAACACACUGGAGACCCAGAAC